UGCGCUGGUGGAAUUUUAAAUCCAGCGGGAUCUGCUCAGUGGUGAUUGUUUACUGGAACUGCUACACUGAGUUGUUCUUUAGAACGCUUAAUUGUUGCAUUGUAACGUGCGCAGAGCGUUUAAUCGAUACAUUAUCGCACUUUGCAACGUUAACUUCAGCGGAAUGACGAUAGCGUGUGUGUAGAACGUUGAGUGGUUACAUUGUAGCUCUCGCAGAAUGAGCGUCUCGGAACGUUUCACUGUUUUACUGUAACAGUGCAGAAGUGAGCAGAGCAGAUCCGGUGUAAAUAUUCAACAAAUGAUAGAGGAGGAGUCGGUGCACGACAUUAAAAGGGAUGUGAACCGAGAGCAAAGAGCUUCGGACUCGGCUUAAAGCGCGCGCUCACUGUGUUCUCCUCAGUUUGCUGGAAGUCCUGCUGCUUUAUUAUGAAGAGUGAUCUCUCGUAACAGGAUUUGGGCAUUAUCGAUCGGAUUAUGAGUGAUCAUCUAUGCAAAAUCACGCGAGAUUGACUUAGUUUCAGAUUUUAAGGGGAUUUAUUUCUGUUCUUCUCUUCCACCCGUUCGGAGGCAUAUAGGAUGCACCCAGAAAGCAAUGAGAACACUGCUAGAGCAGCCAGCGGGACACCCGAUUCGGAAGAAUUGACCACUGAACCGCAGGCUGGACAUACUGAACAUCUUGCAGUGGAGCAUAAAGAGACGCAGGAGUAUGAGGAACCGGAGGGUAAGCUCGCCCCGGAGGACAGCACGAUGCAGCUGAUACAAACCGGCUGCCCCGACAAGCGUCCGGCGACGCCGCCCGGCGCACACCCGGGACCGGGGUUUGUUCCACCGGAGGGGGGCUUCGGCUGGGUCGUGGUGUUCGCUGCAACGUGGUGCAACGGCUCGAUUUUCGGCAUCCAGAACUCAUUCGGGAUUCUGCACAUGAUGCUGGUGAAAGACCAUCAGGAACUGACGGACCAGGCGUCUCAGUUUAAAGUGGCAUGGGUUGGUGCUUUGGCGAUGGGGAUGAUAUUCUUCUGCUCUCCGGUGGUCAGUAUGUUCACCGAUCACUUCGGAUGCCGGAAGACGGCCGUCUGUGGAGCGUUUGUGGCCAGCCUCGGUCUUCUCACCAGUUCCUUUGCAACGACUCUGGGUCUUCGAUACUUCACAUACGGGAUAUUGUUCGGCUGUGGAUCCUCGUUUGCAUUCCAGCCAUCUCUGGUGAUACUGGGGCAUUAUUUCCGACAGAGACUGGGUUUGGCCAAUGGUGUGGUGACGGCAGGCAGCAGCCUCUUUUCUAUGGGGCUCCCCGUGCUGCUCAAGAAAGUGGUGGGACCGCUGGGCCUCUCCAGAACCUUCCAGAUCCUCAGCAUCUUCAUGCUGGUCCAGUCACUGCUGGCCCUCACCUUCAAACCGCUCAUGCCCAGUGGGAUGUGCCCGAUGCCAGGCAUGGGACUGGACGGAGGCCCCCCGUCUGGCCUGGAGUCGGCGAGCAGGUGGCAGAAGGGCCUGGCCAAAAUCAGGAAGUACUUUAACGUGCGAGUGUUUGGUGUGCUGACCUAUCGGGUUUGGGCAUUCGGUGUCGCCACAGCAGUGCUGGGAUACUUUGUUCCCUAUGUGCAUCUGAUGAACUUUGUGAAGGAGCAGUUUGGAGACACUCAGAGGGAAUGGGUGCUGCUCGUGUGUAUCGGAGCGUCGUCUGGAGUCGGUCGACUGCUGUUUGGGAAGAUCGGAGAUCUCAUACCUGGAGUAAAGAAAAUCUACAUGCAGGUGGCAUCGUUCAUAUUACUGGGUCUGAUGUCAAUGAUGAUACCUAACUGCGCCAAGUUCGAAGGUCUGGUGGUGGUUUUCAUACUGAUGGGUCUUUGUGAUGGCUGUUUCAUCACUAUCAUGGCCCCCAUCGCGUUCGAUUUAGUAGGGCCCAUGCAGGCGUCUCAAGCUAUUGGCUACCUCCUCGGCCUCAUGGCUAUACCAAUGACAGCGGGACCCCCGAUCGCAGGACUUCUUCACGACUAUUUUGGAAACUAUCAUGUGGCGUUUUAUCUGGCUGGUGUUCCUCCAAUAGUGGGGGGUAUUGUGAUGUUUUUUGUACCUCUGGUGCACCAGCGCAUACAGCGACGACUAAAGGAGGCCAACGAUCCCAGCAUGGACAAGAUGUUGAAGAACUGCUCUAAUGGAGACAUGCUGCCCGGAUACACAGACAUGGAGACACACAUAUGAAGCCCACAGCCUCACAAAGGGAUUUAUCUCACCAGCGCUGCUUGUGAGUGUGUGUCAGGAUGGUGUGUGAUGUAUUUCCUCUUUGCUUGGCUCUAAUCAAACUCGAGGUCUCAAGGCUUUCCCCCCUGCUUGUUUGCUGUUCUGGAGAGGAGACGUGAUCAUCCAUCAAGAUCCCAAACCCUCCUCCUGUGGCCUGCGCUGCCAUUUCCACCGGCUCACGAGUGAUUGAACAACUUCUGCAUGCGGAUUUGGGAGAAUUUCCGUUUCUCACAAGAAUCUGAUCGGACGGCUCAGGUAGCGCAGGAGCCGUCAGUUAAAUUAGGACAGCAAACGUUUUAGCACCUUUAUAAAGGAAACAUUAAUUUGAUGUGAGAGAGUAGCAUUUCCAGCACAGAGAAAAGUGCUGUUUUCAUUGAGCUUAAUAGUUUAUUGUCUAGAUUAUGCAAAUCAGAUCUGUAAUCUUAGGUGUUUUAAUAAUACGAUUAAAAAAAAAAAAGUCCUCCGGAGAUUUCGGAAACUUUUAAGAGACAAAUCCUUCUUCUUGCACUUUCUGCUGCUGACUUUGAUAACCUCGGCCAUGAUUUUCUUAUCAUAAUGUACCGCAGCCGUGCAUCGAUUACGAAUUAUGUAGAAAUGAAAACUAAACGAGGAAUCAUUUUUAUGAAUUUUUUUUAAAAAGCUAAUCCUUUGUCCUUAAUAAGAUCCGCUAAAUUUAGUUCAGUAAUCUUCAGCUAUGCAUUAAGGAGUUCACAAACCGUGCCAUGACCAUUGAGACAGAUGAAAACAAAGGAUCAAUAUUCAUAAAGGGGGUGAAUCUCGUGAAAAAUAUAAUGAAAAAUAUGAAUAUGAACAUUUCCAUCAAAUUUAUAUAAUGCGAAAAUACAGUAAAGUAAUCAUAUCCAGUCAUAUUAAUUAGUGUAAAUACCAUAAUGUAAAAACAUUUCAUUUUGGUACUUUUUGCAAAUAAUUAUUUAUGAAAUUCACUUGCAGUUUCUGAGUGAAAAUAGUUUUAAAGUAAAUCCUACAUCUUUUAAUUCAGUCCACCAUUUAUGCAAAAUAUAAUUUCUUAUUUUUGGGGUAAAAUAUGACCUAGAUAUUUCUAAACAAUUUUCCUGAGAUUCACUCGAGGACAAAAUCACUACAUCAUCGAAUUGUUAAAAUCUAUAUAUGUCUUUUUUUUCCACAUUUGACUCCGAUUAUUGUAUUUUUUUAAAGAAAUUAUAUUUUGAUUAUAUGUGUUGUGUCGCGUUUGCUAUAUGAUAAACAAACCUGGCAUUUGAAAUUGAGUUGAAUGGACUUACGAAGACAAUCAAAGCGCGAUCUGAUCUGAACUGAAUGACGACACAAAAAAAAAAUUCAGAGUUUUUGCUGAAAGCAAACCAACAAAGUAUUACACAAAGUGGGCCAUGUUUAUGAGUAUCAAUGAAUCAAUUACUGUGUGACCUUUGAAGUUGUGCUUAUUCUUUUUGAUAAUUUUGUGUUUUUGUAUCGGACGAUUAUAUCAACAUGUCUCACAUGUUUAGCGAGAGCAGCUUUUCCUGAGUCUCUUCCAAAAACUAGUGAGCUGAAACAACUCAUUCAAGUAAAAUAUUGAUGAUACAUUUACUCUUAUAACCUACAUUUAUGUGUGCAUGCUUAUCAGAGUGACUUAGCAACAUGCUGACAUCUAACUAUUGAAUUCAAUUACUGCAAAUAUUUGCCUGUGUAAAGUGUUAGUGAGCUUAGGAUGCUAAUUCAUGCUGUAGACAUCAAGGCAGUGCACUAGUAUUUGGAACAGAGCUGUACUCAUUCUCUCUGCACUUUCAUCUGUCUAUUUGUCAACUAUUUCCCAGAAGCCCUUUGGCCACCAGUUUCUGUCGUGCUGUUAGGGAGACAUGUCCGAAUGCGCCAAUUAACGUUGUUUCUGGUACAUUUUCCUCAGAACUCAUCAGAUGGCCUGUUUAAAAACAAAAGAUGGUCACGAUCUUAACCAAACUGCCUCAACCGACCCCGUCCUGCAGGGUUAACCAGGAGACGGCGCUUUUACACUAAAGCAACUAGACCACAAGACACCUCUUCGGGUUUAGGGACUGAGUGAUGAUGUUAUGUAGCGAUUAAAGAUGCUUGGGGGCAGUCGUGGUCUAAUGGAUAGAGAGUUGGGCUUGUAACCCAAAGGUUGUGGGUUCGAGUCUCAUGUCCGGCAUACCUCAGACGCCUGUUUUAUGGUUUCAAACUGAUAAAUAUAAGACCCUUGUGCACUUAGUCGUAUUGAUUUGCCUCCUACAGUGGUUUGUGCAGACCACAGCUGUGUGAAUCUUUGCGCCUCGAAGCCACGGUUCCUGUCGUUUAUGUCUCUCUACCUGAUCUGCAUUUGAUUAUUGGUGCUUAUCACAUACAGCAGGCCCUGCAAAUGAAUCCUCAUCCUAAUGAUCAUCCUUCCUUAGAGUUUUGGUCAUUGCCGUUUCUGACGGCAGAGAGUGAUGUGUUUUAUAUGCGUGAGGAAAAAAGAAUGAGAGAGACAGACACAUGCAGACUUUAGAAACUCAGGGAGUGCAGAAGUUGAAAAUGUUUCAUCACCCGUCUGCAUAUUAUUGCACGCUGGAUUCAUAAAACUGUUAUAAAAACACAUUUUAUUGAUAAAGGCAUUGGAGUCUCAAUAGGUUAAUUGGGUCUCAAUCUCAAGAGAAAACACACACACACACACACACACACACACACACACACACACACAUAUAUAUAUAUAUAUAUAUAUAAUACGCAUUUUGAUAUGGUAAAGAAAAUUAAAAUUAAAAAAACUACAGCUAAUAUGUACAUCUAAUAUGACUUUUCACAUUACAUUAAGGAGAUUUUUUGGCAUUACAGUGAUAAUAAUAGUGCAGGUAAAUGCUUAAUUUAUGAAAAUGUCAUAAUGCAAAAUUAAUUGAGUAAAAUUCACACUUGUUACAGAUGUUGUUGUCAUAGAUUCAGACUCCUGCUGUCUGACUCGCGCUGCUUGUGUCUUCCUUUAAUCGUUUUGUCCAGUUUCUGCCAAAUUCGUAAGUAGGGACUGUGGUUUGUCUGUCUGUCUCUCUCUAGUCUUUUAUUCUGGUUUUGCUUUUAAUUAUUAAGAGUCAGUGCAAAAUUCACCCUCUUUUCUUUUUGAAUAUGUAAGAUGACUUGGCAUUUUACACUUUUGGCUUGAGUGAUACCAUUUAUAUUUUUUAACCUUGCCCAACCAACACACAUGAUUCAAUCAAUUACUGCUCAACACUUUUUUACUUCAGAAAUAUUUUUCCUAUCCUGAUUCUCUCACUGAUCUCACUCUCAGCUAUUUCACAAUGGUUGUUUUCCUACUAAAAUAACGAAUGAACACUUUCUUACCUCAGGUCACUGCCUUUUUGUCCCGUCCGCUUGCUGCAUUUUUAUUUCAAAACACAGUUCAAUUUAAAGGUCAGAUAACAGAUUGAUUUAUCUGUUUGUGUUCCUGCAUAUUGCCGAAGGAAUUUAAUCUAGGGGACGCAUUAAACAUUAUUUUUCUGUAAAUGUUGAACUGGUGCGUAAACACAGUAAAGGUCUCUCUAGCUUUCGGAUCAAUACUUCAGACCGCUCUCUGCCCUUUCUGAUGUACCUUGUGCCUGCACAUAAAACACUCUAAACUACAUCUCCACCAGGCUUCUCAAUUAUAUUGUUUACAGUUGUCAACACAACAAAAACUGUACUUACAUUUAAGUACACUUUUCAUAUAUAGUAUGUAUGCAUACACACAGAGUUGACCUCUAGGGGUCGGUGGAAGGGUCAAGCACUUUGACCUCUUGUGUCUGGAGAGUGUCCGUCCCACCUGGUGCUUACAUAUACUAUAGUGACACAUGCUGGUAAGCCUGAUAACAGGCGAUAGGGCUUCAAUUAUAUCUCAUAUAUCCCAUAAUUAUAGUCAUAUCUCAAUCUAGACUACCAUAACAGGUCAGUAAAGUCAGUCGUGAAAGCGUCUCUUCUCUUUUUAUCUUAUUCAACUGUUCUCACUUCACACAACUGUAGAACUUGUUUUCUGAACCUCAAUCUUCAUCCUCAUCCUCCUCAUCGUCAUGAAAUAUUAGCAGUUUUAACGAAUUAUUGAAGCUGAGCUGCUAGAAAUGUGUAAUUCUGUGUUUAUGUGAAAAGUAUUUUUUUUUCUCCUGUAAUAAAUGUCAUUUUUUUUGUUUGUUUUCUAUUCAGCCAACAAUAAACAUAUUACACACCA
Messenger RNA from Carassius gibelio (silver crucian carp), 6394 nucleotides. It is a transcript of the gene slc16a2, whose product is annotated as solute carrier family 16 member 2. Gene Ontology annotation, molecular function: monocarboxylic acid transmembrane transporter activity; thyroid hormone transmembrane transporter activity. The transcript has 7 exons. NCBI's taxonomy places the organism in Eukaryota, Metazoa, Chordata, Actinopteri, Cypriniformes, Cyprinidae. Gene Ontology annotation, biological process: transmembrane transport. The record is from RefSeq and is a predicted model, not a curated record. The coding region runs from base 577 to 2199 and encodes 540 amino acids.